GAAGCCUUUCCGGCACCGAAAAUGGCUGCAUUCAUGGUCACCCGUAGUGCCUUGCUUUCUUGGAUGCGCAAGGGAAAAGUCGCAGGAAAAGAUUGUGUUCUUGUUGACGUCCGUAGAACAGACUUCGAGGGAGGGACCAUUCAUGGAUCGAUCAAUUUACCUGCUCAAUCUCUGCAUCCAACAAUUCCUUCUCUCUACACUCUCUUCUCUGCUGCCGGAAUCACCACAGUCAUUUGGUAUUGUGGAAAUUCACGCGGUCGUGGCCCCCGAAGUGUUGCAUGGUUUGCAGAUUACAUUCAGGACCAAAAGGACACUACAAAGGACGUAGAGAUGAUGGACGGCUAUAAUGCUGAUGCAUGGGGGUUUGACUCAGACUGA
Messenger RNA from Mollisia scopiformis, 378 nucleotides. RefSeq lists its product as uncharacterized. The annotation marks the transcript as partial. The record is from RefSeq and is a predicted model, not a curated record. Lineage: Eukaryota; Fungi; Ascomycota; Leotiomycetes; Helotiales; Mollisiaceae. Gene Ontology annotation, cellular component: cytoplasm; nucleus. Gene Ontology annotation, molecular function: protein tyrosine phosphatase activity. The transcript has 3 exons.